AUGCCUCCGCCAACGAAGCGUCGACGGGUAGAGCCCACUGUUAUCGAAGAAAUCAAAUUUGACCCGACUGCGCGCCACGAUUUCCUGACUGGAUUCCACAAGCGCAAGUUGCAGAGGGCAAAGCAGGCACAGGAGGCCGCCGAGCGGAGAGCAAGAGCAGAAAGGAUCGAGGAACGGAAGAAGCUGCGAGAACAGCGGAGAGCCGACCUUGAAAGACACGUGCAGGAAGUCAACGCUUUGUUGAGACCGCCGUCUGAUCAUGACGAGGAAGAUGAGGAGCGUGAACAGAGCUCAGAAGAAGAAUGGAGCGGUAUUUCAGAUUCGGAACCCGUUCCGCUACGUCACGAGACGGAAUAUAUCGAUGAAGAGAAGUACACCACAGUGACUGUUGAGGCGAUGGAUGUUUCCAAAGAAGGACUGUCCAAGGCGGAACAGAACCAGGACCAGCGUUCCCAGCAAUUCAUUGGAGAUUCUCCUGAAGGUUUGGGAAGUGGUCUGGACAAUAAGCAGAAAAGCCCAUGGACAACAAGCCGGCCAAAGGACAUUAAGAAGCGAAAGAAGAGAAACUUUCGAUAUGAGAGCAAGGCGGAACGGAAAGAGACACGAUCAAAGGAAAAGGCCAGAAAUCGGAAACAGGCUCGAGAUCGCAGGAGUGAUCAACGAUAA
This is a messenger RNA of Fonsecaea monophora, 666 nucleotides long. RefSeq lists its product as hypothetical. Gene Ontology annotation, molecular function: RNA binding. NCBI's taxonomy places the organism in Eukaryota, Fungi, Ascomycota, Eurotiomycetes, Chaetothyriales, Herpotrichiellaceae. Bases 1 to 666 code for a protein of 221 amino acids. Gene Ontology annotation, cellular component: nucleolus. The record is from RefSeq and is a predicted model, not a curated record. The transcript has 2 exons.